GCCACAUGACCUGUCAAGUAGGAAGUGGAGGAGAGCUAACGAGCAGCAGCACCAGCACCAGGAACUGGAGACGCAGGACGGUGUUGUUGAAGCCGUGUGAAAUCUCUGAAGUCUCAGUCUCGAUCUGUCUCUCAGCAGAAUAGCACCUCUUUUCCACCUCUUGAACACGGAGCAAUAAUUGGGCCGCAGUCAUGAACGCGAAGGUGGUGUUUUUCGCCGCAAUUGUGGCUCUUAUUGGCGCAGCAGCAGCCCCAGAUGCAUGCUCCAAAUUGGAAUCAUGUGAACAAUGCGCAGCUGAUGGUGACUGUCUGUGGGUCAACUGCACAACAUCAUUAGUCUGUCAGAACGCAACUCUGGCACAAGAGGAGAACUGCACCAAAAUUGUCUGCUCAGACCCAACAGUUUCUCCACCUACAACUCUUACAACUGCUUCCCCCUCUACCCCUGCUGUCACGACUGCCUCUAACGGCAGCAGCACUCCGCCCACAACAGAGAAUGGAACCACCAUUAUCCCCGCUCCAACUGGUAACAGCUCCACACCUAAUACAACAUCAACUACCACAAUUACGCCAGUCUCACCCACUCCUGCCUCUCAGAAGAACUCGACCUUUGAUGCUGCGAGCUUCAUCGGUGGAAUAGUGCUGGUGCUGGGCCUGCAAGCUGUCAUCUUCUUCCUCUACAAGUUCUGCAAAUCCAAGGAUCGCAACUACCACACCCUUUGAAGCAGCAGCUCUGUUGGCUCAACAUCACUGGACCCCGUCCCCACCAGCUAGAACCUUCCAGAGAAGACUCCCCAGUCAGCACACGCUCAUCACACACUCACCACAAUGAACUCAAACAGUGUUUCCAAGCUGGCUCUCCUGACUGUGUGAUGUGUGUGCCACUUGUGGUUUUUGGCCCGCAUUAGCGCUGCAUUAAGGCUUCCACGCAUGCCUGUAUGUAUGUAUGUAUGAUAAUUCGCAUAACACCAACUCGUGCAACUAAACAGAUCUCUCGUGAUAUGGUAUUUAAGCCUCGGGCAUAUGGAUUACAUCACGUGGUAGCUACUCCCACCUCCGCCAUGCUGUUAGUCAUCCUGUGAAGUUUUGGGAGGAUGUACAGCAUCUUCCCAAAUCUUAAUUUUGGAAACACUGUUUGAGUUCACAGCUAUUUUUAAAUGUGACGAUGGUGAUGAGUCAGUAUUGCUUGCAGCCUGUUGAAUUGUAGGCAGGCCCCUCCCCCCCCCCCGUGCAGCCGUAUUGUGUAUAUGUAUUCAAAAAUUACAUAAAGGAGGUGGGGUCGCUUAUGAAGAAAUACGAGCAACACCCAAGUGUUCAAUGUCAGACUGGAAAAACGGCAGUUUUGCUGGGUGUCUCCCUUGGCAUUUAGGCGUGAAUUUCCUGGGGAAAAUCUCUCACCCAAUACAGGUUGUUCAAAUUUGUUCGAAAGCCAACUGCUAGUGGAGCAGCUCAAUGCAAUAAAAGAUGUAUUAAGUUAAUUUCCCAACCAUUAAUCGAGCCCAAUGUUAUUUCUAAUAUUUUUGCUGACAUCGAAAUCAUACCCACGCGGAUUGCUAAUGUGGAGUGGAGUUGUCCGUGGAGUCGUCGAAAAGAGUGGGGAAAAAAAAGAGAGCGAUUGUAGAAUAUUUCAGAAAUAUAAAUAAUUAAUUUGUUUAUGAUGAUGUAUAAAAUGGAGAAUGGGGAGACAGAGGAAAAUGUUGUGCACCGUUCUGGACGUGGACAGUGAUAGCAGUGAAGUGCCUUUAAUGUCCAGUAAGACUAAAAGAGUGAAAUGAAAGUGUUCUCCCACCAUCGAUGUGUUUGUAUCGCGGCGCUGAUAUUGGUCAACAUUGAGAUCUGUAGUGUCCCAGCUGGACUGAAGAGCCUUUUAUUGUUGAAGAAUACAGUAGAUAGUUGUCACUUGAGGGCCUUGAUCAACCAUUAUUGAAGUUUUUUUCCAUACAAGUAGAAGACUGUGGUCUUCUGACUGGCGUUGACCUUGUAUGAGUAGAUCAUUUAAGGUACUCUCUGUUUUGUAGCUCUUGAUUCCACUUCCAAAUAUCCUCCCGUCUGACUAUUUAUGUUUCAGGACUAGGUUGUAAAUUGCAUUAAAUUAAAAAACAAACAAACAUGAACAAUGAGCUGGCAGGAAAUUUCAGUCUGAUUAACUGCUACAAAUCUUGGAGCACACCUUUUUACUUACUGGGCUUGAUUUAAAAAGUACUGGAGAGAACUCUGUGGUGAAAGUGUUGGACUGGCACCUUAAUUUCUGACUUUCGGCGUGGAUGUGUGAAGAUUUGGAUGGAGUGCAGGAUUGCAGUGGUCAGGCACAUGUCAACUUCUCUAAUUAGCUUGCUGUUAACUGUGAUUUUUUUGUUGUUGUCACUUUGUCUCUCCUGUACAUAGCCAUGUCCUAUUUUUGUUUAUCUCCUAUGUUUCACCUUAACGAAAGGCCAAAUGAAGGAGCGUUUAUCAGGACUUUUUGCUUGUAGCAGCUUGUCAGUGUCGAGAAUGUUUAGUUUAAAUGCCUUUUAUUUCACUAUUGCAUGCUAAAUGCUUGGAGUUGUGAUUCCCCCUCCCUUUAAAAUGCAUAUGAUCUCAAGGGUUUAUUCACACUUAAUGAAAAAAGAAACAACCACUUGACUAUUUAUGAUUAGCCCAUAUGCUAGUUGAAAGAAUGCCUUGAAAUGGUGUGCAUUAAGCCAAAGUCCUCAGUUUUGGCAUGGAGCAUUUGAGCAUUGCGCUGACGAGCUUUGUUUUGUUACUUUGUCUUUGUAAAUGUUUUCCUGGUUCAACCAAAAAAAAAAAAAAACAACCCAAGAAUCUGAUGCUUGUAUAAAUACUCUUGAAUAUUAACUAGAUGCUGAAUGAAUAAUCAACUCGUUUUGUAUGACCACACACGAUUACAAGUGCAGAUGUUCAGGUUUUCCUUACCCAUAACCCCCCCCCCCCCCCCCCCCUCUUUCUUUUUGUUUUGGCUUGCAUAAUUUAGGAUGACAUAUUUUCUGCUGCUCACCACUGACACGCCUUUUAACCUACAGUCACCCGGUGACAUUAGGCUAAAGCCCAAAGACCCAAUCAUGGUGAUGAGGCGACUUUGCCUUAGCUGCACCCAUUUUGUUUCAUUCUCUGCAUGAGGAGGCCCUUCACCCCAAACUUUGAGACCUAUUUUGAGUUUUAUACACAGCCAUUGGGUGGUAUGUCGUGUAUUAGACUGCUGUCCCCUUUGCUUUCCCCCAUGGUAGCUGCAUUCCUUAACAGCACAGCAUCACAUGUCGACAUUGUGGCGUUUCAGAACACAACUGUUGUCCAUGUAUUGCCAAUAGAUGUUCAUUGUGAUGCCUCUCUGCAGUCUCUCAGCCCCUGCACCUCUUCAGGAAAAGUGCCUUAUUCAGUUGAUCCAUUUACAAUAUAGAUUGUUAAAUGAUAUAUGCCCACACCUAGUAAAUAUCAAUAGGACUCCGCACUUUCAGACCCCUGCAAAGUGGUUUUCUGUGUUGAAUUCUCCACAAUUAUCUGUCUUGUCACACCCAGCCUUAACUUCACGAUCAAAUCCAUAGAGCAUUUGCUAGUGACGGACUGUCUUGGCAACUAUUAGGUCACUGUAGUUUCAAAAACGAAAAUGUAUUGUACUUAAAUUUUGACCAAAAGACCUUAAGGGGUAUUCUUGAAUAGAUUAAACCAGCCAGUGUUUGGCUUAGGUUUCCAUCUAGAUCUGGCCCUGUUGUACCUUGAACUUCUUGUCACUAGCCUGUCGUAAUAAAAUAUAGCCUCAGUAAUGUAUUCACAGCUACAGACCUCGAGUGUUCUUUGCAUUUGCUUGAUUACACAAACUUGUCACAUGAUAACUUGAACUCCGCUUUGAUUGUAAUUUUCAAUUGUUGCAGUAAACGGCUUGCUCUCUCCUCGUUUAAAUUCAAAGUCCAGUUUUCAAUCAUGGAGGGCUCUUCUGUCUGUUUACAGCCUUGCAGUGUUCAGUUCGAGACGAAAAAGCUUUUUUGAAUCCCGUCUUAUCUUGUGGCUUUAUUGUUCUGUAGUGCCAUAUGCUUUUUUUUUUCUUUUCUUUUUUUUACCAGUAACAGGCCAUCAGUUGUGUAGGUACGAUUAUUUUGGCUUUGCUCUAACCCCACUUAAACACACAUUAACAUGUAGACUCAUGCAGGUGCCACAAUGCCUCCAGAACUGUUUUUGUUGUUUCCUUUUUCUAAAAACCUUUUUAUUUUUUUGCCAUGUUUUCUAGUGUUGCUUUUAGUUUCACAAUGUUGAAUCAAUAAAGUUUAAAUAUUGUUAAA
Solea solea (common sole) is the source of this 4270-nucleotide messenger RNA. RefSeq names its product CD164 molecule, sialomucin (gene cd164). NCBI's taxonomy places the organism in Eukaryota, Metazoa, Chordata, Actinopteri, Pleuronectiformes, Soleidae. The coding region runs from base 192 to 722 and encodes 176 amino acids. The transcript has 6 exons. Gene Ontology annotation, cellular component: cytoplasmic vesicle. The record is from RefSeq and is a predicted model, not a curated record.